This is a messenger RNA of Dufourea novaeangliae, 1865 nucleotides long. RefSeq names its product arginine kinase (gene Argk1). The record is from RefSeq and is a predicted model, not a curated record. Gene Ontology annotation, biological process: phosphocreatine biosynthetic process. The coding region runs from base 17 to 1018 and encodes 333 amino acids. NCBI's taxonomy places the organism in Eukaryota, Metazoa, Arthropoda, Insecta, Hymenoptera, Halictidae. The transcript is spliced from 3 exons. Gene Ontology annotation, molecular function: creatine kinase activity.
CAAGAAAAACAGCAAUAUGGUCGACCAGGCAGUUCUGGAUAAGCUCGAGGCUAGCUUCACUAAGGUGUCCGGAUCUGACAGCAAAUCAUUGCUGAAGAAGUAUCUGACGAAGGAAGUGUUCGAUCAGCUGAAGACGAAAAAAACUUCUUUUGGCUCCAGCCUUCUCGAUGUGAUUCAGUCUGGUGUCGAGAACCCUGACUCCGGCGUCGGUAUAUAUGCUCCUGAUGCCGAGUCCUACACGGUCUUCGCUGACCUCUUCGACCCCAUUAUCGAAGACUACCAUGGUGGCUUCAAGAAGACUGACAAGCACCCACCUAAAGAUUUCGGCGACGUCGACACCCUUGGAAACCUUGACCCCACUGGUGAAUACAUCGUUUCCACUCGUGUGAGAUGCGGACGUUCCAUGGAAGGUUACCCGUUCAACCCCUGCUUGACCGAAGCUCAGUACAAGGAGAUGGAAGAGAAAGUCUCCAACACUCUAUCCGAGCUGAUCGACGACCAUUUCCUCUUCAAGGAAGGCGAUCGGUUCUUGCAGGCCGCAAACGCUUGCCGAUUCUGGCCCACAGGCCGUGGUAUUUUCCAUAACGAUGCCAAGACAUUCUUGGUCUGGUGCAAUGAGGAAGAUCACUUACGUAUCAUCUCCAUGCAGAUGGGUGGUGAUCUUGGACAGGUCUACCGACGUCUUGUGACCGCCGUGAACGAGAUCGAGAAGCGGAUACCGUUCUCCCACAACGAUCGUCUUGGUUUCCUGACGUUCUGCCCAACGAAUUUGGGCACCACGGUGCGCGCCUCCGUGCACAUCAAGGUGCCCAAGCUGGCCGCGAACAAGGAGAAGCUCGAGGAGGUUGCCUCCAAGUUCAAUCUUCAAGUCCGCGGAACACGCGGAGAGCACACCGAAGCCGAGGGUGGAAUCUACGACAUUUCCAACAAACGACGCCUCGGCCUGACCGAGUACCAGGCUGUGAAGGAGAUGCACGACGGUAUCGCAGAGCUGAUCAAGAUCGAGAAGGAACUUUAAAUUGCGCGCGCAAUUAAUCCGGCAUCCGCAACCACUUUCCCUUCCUCUCUUCUCCCUUUUAGGCGUUCUUGUCGCAUCGAGGAUCUCCCUUCGAACGGGUAACAAAAAAAAAAAAAAGAACAGAAACAAAGAACUUCGAUAUGACCUCACUUGAAUUGCAGAACUUGGAUGGAAGGAAAGAUUACCGAAGAAUCCUUCGACUUUACAAAUUUCAAAUGAAUACGCAAAAGUAUAUUGUGUUUGACUGGAAGAAUAAAAAGGAUUACGAUUUUUAAAAUCGAACGGGGUAUUUUUAAUCCGCAUAUUUAAUGUCUAACGACGAGAGAUCAGGGCGGUUGUGUUUACCUCUAUAAUUUUAGACGCGUCUGUUUGUGGUCCUCGAUGUACUAAGACCUAACCCAGCUACAAGUGGUUCCUUAGGGUUCCAGAGAAACGCGCGGAAGUUCCGUACAUGUCGGAAAGAAUUUAAAAAAUGCUCGAAUCAGUCGUUUGUAGAGUUCGAGCUUAUUUUGAGUUUCGGAAUUCUUGUCAUGGACGUACGCUUCCUCGUAUAUCUCCUCGAUCUUUUACGCUAUACACGCGUUAUGAUUAUUAUUACUAUUAUUAUUAUUAUAUAAUGACUAAUUAUUAUUAUUAUUGUCUCUUAUGUUGACUCAAGUUCCUUUUUAUCGAUAAAAAAGAAAGCAGCCACUGUGAAAGAAAAACACGAGCUGCUUGUAUUAUACGUUAAUACAACGUGCAUUCUAUGUUCAACAGUAUUUUGAUUUCGUUUCACCCCGUUUCUUUUUUCUAAGGACAUGUAAGCCAGCAUGUAGAAAAAUACACGCAGUAUUCUUUCAUUUCUCUA